Molecule: messenger RNA, 904 nt
Organism: Myotis davidii
Lineage: Eukaryota; Metazoa; Chordata; Mammalia; Chiroptera; Vespertilionidae
Gene: USE1
Product: unconventional SNARE in the ER 1 homolog (S. cerevisiae)
Exons: 7
Coding region: 153-812 (219 amino acids)
Biological process (GO): retrograde vesicle-mediated transport, Golgi to endoplasmic reticulum
Cellular component (GO): SNARE complex; endoplasmic reticulum
Molecular function (GO): SNAP receptor activity
Source: RefSeq, a predicted model, not a curated record
UCAGCUGGUCCCCGCCUCCUCGACAUGGGCCCCUUCCGUUUUCCAGCCCCUAACCCCUCCUUGGCUCUGCCCGCUUCGAGCAAGAUGGGGAGGAAGGGGUGUGCCGGCUGACACCCACUUGUGUUCCCCAGUAUGUGGGAGCCCUCGAGGACAUGCUGCAGGCCCUGAAAGUCCAGACGAGCAAACCGGCCUGUGAAGUGAUCAAUGAAUAUUCCCGCAAGGUGGACUUUCUGAAGGGGAUGCUGCAGGCGGAGAAGCUGACGUCCUCCUCCGAGAAGGCACUAGCCAACCAGUUCCUGGCCCCCGGCCGAGUGCCCACCACGGCCAGGGAGCGGGUGCCCGCCACCAAGACGGUCCAUCUGCAGUCACGGGCACGGUACACCAGCGAGAUGCGGAGUGAGCUGCUGGGCAUGGACUCUGCUGGAGAGCCCAAGCUGGAUGUGAGGAAGAGAACUGGGGUGGCAGGUCCCAGGCCCGGGGAUGAGAAGCAGUCGGCAGCCGAGCUGGACCUCGUCCUGCAGCAGCACCAGAGCCUCCAGGAGAAGCUGGCAGAAGAAAUGCUGGGCCUGGCCCGGAGCCUUAAGACCAACACACUGGCCGCCCAGAGUGUCAUCAAGAAGGACAACCAGACCCUGUCGCACUCGCUCAAGAUGGCCGACCAGAACCUGGAGAAGCUGAAGACGGAAUCAGAACGGCUGGAGCAGCACGCACAGAAAUCCGUCAACUGGCUGCUUUGGGCGAUGCUUAUCAUUGUCUGCUUCAUUUUCAUCACCAUGAUCCUCUUCAUCCGCAUCAUGCCCAAACUCAAAUAAAGACCCGCCUGGCCCAAGCUGGUUAGGCUCAGUGGAGAGAGCAUCGGCCUUCAGACUGAAGGGUCCCAGGUUUGAUUCCGGUCAAGGGCACA